Molecule: messenger RNA, 5150 nt
Organism: Lytechinus pictus (painted urchin)
Lineage: Eukaryota; Metazoa; Echinodermata; Echinoidea; Temnopleuroida; Toxopneustidae
Product: mitochondrial ubiquitin ligase activator of NFKB 1-like
Exons: 3
Coding region: 131-1162 (343 amino acids)
Biological process (GO): organelle organization; protein ubiquitination
Molecular function (GO): ubiquitin-protein transferase activity
Source: RefSeq, a predicted model, not a curated record
GUUGUGUGACAGUGAAUUCCUUUUUGUUCCUCUUCCAGGUCCAUGUGAAUUCAGUAGUGGAGUGGAGUGGGAUAGAAUUAGUGGUAGAUGAGCUUUGUGAAGAAGAGAAUAUCACAUCAAACAUUUCACCAUGAUACUAGAAUACUGUCUGCUUGGUGCCAGUGCAGCUGCCACUGGACUCUUCUCGAUAUUCUGGCAUAAGAAAGCAAGGACUCUAGCAGAUGUUAAGGAUGCCCCUGUCUUGGAGCUGAAUGAAGACCUUGCUAAUAUGCUUAGCACCACACCAAACCAGACUAUCCCUUAUGCUGUCAUAGAAGGUAACAUCAAAGCAGUGGAACAGUCUAUCAAGAGUGAAUAUGUAGUAGGGGUCGUAGGGGUCAUUCAGACGCUAUUAUGUAGAGAGCACAAGACAGAGUGGAGCAAAUCAACAAGAUUAUGGUAUGACACAACACGGUUGAUCCGAGACACCACAAGGCAGGUCCCUUUUGAUGUAGCACGUGGUAAUGUAGUUGUAGGUGUUGAAGAUGCCCUUGUGGCUACUGGUCUAGAACUGGAAACCAUCCAUGACAAGUUCUUCCCCUACAACACUUCCUUAGGAAACAAUAUCCUCAGUUGGGCCAGCGGAGAAAAGACCAAAGGUUUCCAAGAAAUUGAACGUAUGCUCCCAGAGGGUGCUCUAUUAACUGGAGUAGGAGAGCUAGCCAUUGUUAAUGGUAAGAUGAUGUUAAGACCACCAACAACUGGAUUGGACUACAUACUCUCUUUGUCAGGACAGUCUGGCAUUCUACGAGAACUGAGAUCCAAACUGCGUCGGUGGAAAGUUCUAGUGGCUAUUUGUGGAUCAGCAACAGUUGUCAUGCUAUGUAUUGUUGUAUGGAAGUGGUUUAAGAGGUACCAAGAGCAACGUAAUUAUGACCUGUAUGUCCAACGAGUCAUUCAGCAACGGGCAGAACAGGCAGAAGGGUCCAAUGUGGAUGAUCUCCAUGGUAGAUAUCAAGAAAUGAAUUCCUGUGCUAUCUGUCUCUCCCGACCUAGGGACUGUGUACUCCUGAACUGCGGGCAUGUAUGCGCAUGCUCAGAAUGUGCAAUCGCUCUCCAACCCCCUCAAUGCCCUAUAUGCAGAGACAGGAUAGCUAGGAUUGUACCACUUUAUCAUGCAUGAUGUUAACCUAUGUCGUAUUGUUUAUUUUAUGUCACAUAAUUCAGUGUUGAAUGCAUUCUGGAGCAAUCACCAGUGUAGACUUAGGUUUAUCUUGUUCUAAUAUUGGUUUUAAUACCUGUAAAGCUUGAUUUAUUUCUAAUUGUCUUUGCAUUCAUCAGCAUUAGGCUUGAUGUGCAUCAAAGGCUUAACUUAAGAAUUCAAGAACAAGGAUUAAUUGUGUUGCAGUGUAACAGUAUUACAAUUCAUUAAUUUAUACUCUUGAUUAUGAUAAAUUUUGCAGCUUCCUAAAAAAAACCUCUGUGCUAUCAAAAGUCAAACUCUACUCAUUUAAUAGUUUACAUAUUGCCAUGCCUUUUGAACUCGCCCCAUUUGUGUUAAACCCCUCACUCAAACAAACUAUAUGAUUGUGCACUAAUUGGAAUAAAAAUGGUGAUAACUUGCAAAAUUAAAUAUUUAAGAGUGAAAUAUUUGAAUUUUGAUUACCAUCACAUACUUUAUUUUGAACAUCCAUGAAUUUUCUUUUCAUUGCCCACACCAAAAAUUACUUACCUUAUUUAUAUUGCUUAUAAAUGAAAAUCCCGAAGAGAUGAUACCAUUUUUAGGUUAUUUGUUCAUUAAAUGAAAUUUUUAUAUGCAAAUUUAUGAAAAUUUUGAACAUGAAAAACUGACAUGUUGAUCUCUCUCUUAAAUUCUAACAAAAAAUGUAUAAGUGAACCUCUAUUAUGUGUAGAGCUGUAUUGUUAUACAUGUACCUGUUCAAUUAAGCUAUAAAAAAAAGAUUAAAAUCAACUCUCUAGCCCCUUGUAUACCAAAGCUAGAUUAUGUUUCACACAAGAAAUGCAAUGGUCCCAUAGAUUCUCCUGUAAUUUAUACUGCUUCUGCUGCCCCUCAAACACUAAUAUUUCAUAGUAAUGAGAAAAAUGUCAUAAAUUUAUGUGCAUAAUUAUGAGCUCAUACUACAUGUAUCAGAUGACAAUACCCUUCUGUUCAGUCAAAAUAGUAUGCUUCUCUCUGAGGAUUGUUAAAUUUUUGUAUUUUUAUACAAUAGAUUUUAAGAUUUUCUUAAUUAAUUGUCAUUUAUAAUCAAAGAACCAUGUGCAGAGUAUAUUAAAGCUGAUCACUGAGAACAAAUUUCUCUAAUUCCACCAAAGUUAGCCAUGUUUAAUGCAUGAAAUGCAUAGCUGCAUAGAGUGUAACACCCUUCCCCAUGCUCAACUACCCUCACCCAUAUCCAUUUAAUCAGUCACAGCAUCCCAAAUUCAUGUGUUUAUGCCAUAAUCCAUAAGUCCAUGUAUAGUGUGGUUAUACAGACAUGAUAGAGUAUAAGCUUUCAGAGGACAACAAUUUAAGGACAAUACCUCUUGUUUAUAAAGUGAGAUACAUGUUUCAUGUGUUGAAGAGAACAAUCUUUUUUUGGUGUGAAUAAAAAACAACCCAUGACCCUAUAGUGAAAAUUUUGUAUUAUCAUUUAUUACUUUACGACUUUGUCAACUAUUCUACAUUUCCUUAUGAACUAUUAACUAUCUUCACAGUUACUAUGUCAUAUAUAUAGUAUUUUAAAAAAGUCCUUAAAUCUUGAAAAACUGGAAUGUCAAGUUUCCAGAUCUGCAAAUACCAGAACUUGACAAACUAUCAUCCUGCUCUAUCUUGAGCAACUGUCACAAAAGCACUCUUUUCUUGUAUUCUCUGUUACAGUAUACACUCUUUAUUGCAAUGCCAUUAGCCAAUUCAUAUUAUUACUACAUGUACCUACAUGUAUUUGCAGAAUUUUGAGAUUAUAACCUGUUUCACAUUUUUAAUGUGUAUAUAGCUGUAGUUCUUUCAGACUUGUCCAUGCCAUGUACACAUGUAUAUAUGUGCAUAUAAGGCACCCCAGAUUAUCUCCUAUUAGAUAUUUUACUAGAAACAUGAUUAAGUAUACAUGUACAUGCACAAUAAGAUAUCACAGAUACAGGCUACCUCAAUAUUGGUGUGUUUAAAGAAACCCUUGGAGCAAGUUUAGCUUGUAUGAAAACAAAAAAUCAAAGAAUAUAAAGAUCAGUGAAAGUUCAAGAAUAAUUUGACAAUCAAUAAGACGGUGAUGAAGAUAUGAAUGUUUAAAUCACUAAAAUGCUAUUGAGAUCCUCUCAUUGGCAAUGCAACCAAGGUUUGUGAUGUCACAAGUGUAGCUCUUCACUUUGUACACUAAAAAUAUACCUCAAUUUUUUGCUCAUUUUUCCAAAUUUACAAACUCUUGUCUAUGAUGUAAUUUUAUGGAACCCCUGUAACAUGUCCUAUCUCGCAUGAAAAACACCAAACUUUGAAUGAAAAUUUAUGCUAUGUUUAUUUCACAUGAAAAUACUACAGUGGAUUCACCUGGAUGUGGUAUGGGUAAGUGCGGUCCGCGGACUACAGUUAUUUGGUUAACUUUGCCCAAUGCCUCGCAGCUCAUCCAGGUGAAUCCAGUGUUUCAUUAUUUUUGUGUUACUGUAUUAUUGUUGUGUUAUUGUAAUAGUUAUUUUUUAUCAUUGUAUUUGACUUGUUUGAUAUUCUGCCAAAUAAAAUAAUAAUAAUGAAUUAUAAAACAAACAAACACCUAAUCUGUGGAUAGACUUGGUACAAAUGGCAUUGUAUGUAAAAUGUGUCGAAAAUCCAUUUUUUAGUUUUAGAACUGUGACAUCACAUUACGCAUGUUGGUCACAUUGCCAAUGGGAGGAUCCAUAUUAUGAUUGGUGAUGUCAACAUUCAAAUGCUCAUAACAUUCUUAUUAACUCUAUGUUUGCUAAGCUAUGAACCCCUCUGUGCUGAAUUAUUUUCAGGGAGGGGUCAGGAACGGUAAACAAAAUAGACUUGCUCAAUUCAACUCAAUAUUUUGAGGGGAAAUGUUUCUCAGCAAAGUUGUAGAGAAAUUCACAAGCUUUCUGACUUUAAUAUUUUUUGGAAAAUAUUGAUCAGAAAUUGGUAAAUAAUGCCUAAUAAUAAUUUCACAUACAUAUGGUAUUAUUAUGGUAAAGGAUAAAUACAAUGGAUUGACUGUUUGAGCGUGAAAUGCAAAGUUAGCGCGGCACUGAGUGUACAUUGGUGCAAACUACACAUGGAAAGAGUUAAUUGAUCAAUUAACUUUAAUUAAUUUUUUUCUUUGAUGUUUCCGUUUUUGCACCAGCUUACUUAUUCCCAGGGUUUUAUUCUUCUUUUCUUUGGUGUUAAACGGGCAUGAAUUAUAACUGUGUGCUUUUUUCUGCUUGGAUGAACUUUUUGAAGUUGUACACUGCAAUGGAAAUUUUAGCAUUUGUGCUUACAAGGAAAAUAAGUCAUAUGAUGUGUAGCAUUUAUAGCUAGUAGCAUUUAAUUCAUAUGAAUUGCAAUAUUUGCUGUGCAUCCUAUUACCUUGAUAAUUAUAUUUUCAAAGAAACAGACACCAGUGCCGUAACAUAAAGCAUGUCAAUCAACCAUGCAGUUGAUUUGUACAAUUAAUUAUGCAUAUAAUGUGAUAUUCAUCCCUGUGGUCAUUUUGUUAGGCUUUUUCUUUGUAUUGUUCUGUGAUUACAUUUUUUUGGGGUCAUAUUAUACAUCAUUGGCGUCCUUUGGCCAGGAGUCAAUCCACACUUUGCCACUCUCAACCCAGGGGUUGAAUGGGUACUCGGUAGGACGCGAAAACCUAUGUAGUAUGCAUAGCAAAUGAGUUUAAAACUCUUGUUGGAGUGCUCCCAAGGGAGUGGAGAAAUUGUAUACAUUUUGGGUGGCAUGCCAGGAUUCGAUGACCAGGGUAGUAAUAAUUGCAAUGUAAAGCACUUGGAAACAAAGUGUAAUAAGCCCUAUAUAAAUGUAACUAUUAUAAUUAUUAUAUCUGUUUUUCUGGAUAAGCACAAAGAUUUUGUUUAAAUUCUCACUUUGUAAAGUCUCUUUGUUUUCAAAUUUCACUGAAGCUUUCAGGGAUGCAGUGGUCAAAUACACUAGAAUGUUUCUUAUUCUAUUUGGAAUUAAUGAAUGAAUAAAAAAUGAAUUGAAA